GCCCUAAUGUUUUUUCGGGUUUCGGACAAUCUCCACCCUACCAUUUUUUGUAUUUUGUUUGAAUGUCGAGAUGAAAGAAAUCAUCAAUUGUUAAAUACUUUGUUUAUAAUUGUCAGAACAUAAACGAAUCGGGUAUUUCUGCGAGAGUGUCUAGCAUCAAUAAAAAUGAGAAAAUUCGAUCUUAUUAUCGCAAUUGUAUUACAAAUCGAGUUGGUGGCAUGUUUUAUUGAACCAAUAACAUUUACUUUAGGGGCAAGCUCAGUUAUCGGCUAUUACGCUUAUCAAUAUUACAUUAAAUGCAACACUAACGAAUGUUGCACGGAUAAUUGGAUACCAGUUAAUACUGAAGAUCUCGGGAGGAAUUUUCGAAAGCAUUUGCACGGACAACAGGUUGCAGCAACAACCGUCCUCCGUGCACUGAUAGGUUAUAAGAAUACAAAAGAACCACCAAAGGCAUUGGUGAUGAGUUUUCACGGUUUACCAGGAAGCGGCAAAAAUUAUGUGACCAACAUGAUCGCAGCAUCAUUUUUCAAAGAAGGCCCAAACAGCAAAUAUUAUCACUUUUUCAAUGGCCGCAGUUAUGCUCCUGUGGAGGCCCGAAUUGAAGCCUACAAGUCUGAGUUACGAGACACCAUAGUCAAGAGUCUGUUGGCUUGCGAGAGAUCGAUGUUCGUAUUCGACGAAGUGGACAUGAUGCCAAUGGGUUUGUUGAAUGUACUGGUGCCUUUCAUGGAUUACACGAAGCGGACCGGUGUGAGCUACGAGGGAAAGCACGUUUACGUGACAACGAAUAAAGCGAUAUUCAUAUUUCUUUCGAACACCGGUAGCGAACAGAUACUAAAACAAAUGUUGAAAUUUUGGGAGGCCGGAAAAGAUCGCAACACAAUGAAACUUGCGGAUUUCGAGAACCUCAUAGCGAUCGGAGCUUUCAACGAGAAAGGAGGUUUCCAAAAGAGUGACACGAUAAGAACCAAUUUGAUAGAUUAUUACGUGCCUUUCAUGCCGAUGGAGGAAACACACGUGAGGCUUUGUAUGCGAGAUGCGUUUGCGCUCAGAACUUCUCCGACACGAGAAAUGGAAGAGGAAGUAUUUUCGGCUCUUACGUGGGGUCCCGAACCUCACAAUAUUUAUGCAAAAAGUGGUUGCAAAAAAAUAGAGCAAAAAGUCAUCAGCAUCGUAUAUCGAAAUCAGCACGAUAAAUGGUUAUAGAAGAUAGUUUAAAUUUUUCUAUAAUCGAGUGUGAACGUUAGAAGAAAAACCAAAACAAAAACGAUGAUUUUUUUACACAAAUACCAACGGAGAUUUUUUUAUGAAGUGUUUUUUUUUUUUUUUAUAACGUUUCUCUGCGUACAUGUAAUAUUUUGUUUUUUAUUAAUAAAACUUAUUGGCACGAUCGGAGAAUAUUUCUCACGAGUCAAAAAUAUAA
Venturia canescens is the source of this 1426-nucleotide messenger RNA. RefSeq names its product torsin-1A-like. Gene Ontology annotation, biological process: cellular response to misfolded protein. The record is from RefSeq and is a predicted model, not a curated record. The coding region runs from base 166 to 1209 and encodes 347 amino acids. Gene Ontology annotation, molecular function: ATP hydrolysis activity; ATP binding. NCBI's taxonomy places the organism in Eukaryota, Metazoa, Arthropoda, Insecta, Hymenoptera, Ichneumonidae. The transcript is spliced from 3 exons.